AUGUCCGCUACGAUGAGAUCGACCGGAUUGGUCCGCGGAACACCUGCUUUCCGGUCUGCACUGAUAAUUACUGACGUAUUCCUCCUGGCAGACCGUAGUCGUUCCAAUGCACUGAGUCCGGCCUCCGUUGCAGCCCGCGGCCUACUGCGAAAUGGCCGCGGCCUGCCAUCUCAAGUCUCGGCGCUUGCCAUUCUGAUCCCACAGCGUGGAUAUUCGACCGAGCAAUCCACAUCGAACAACUCUUCUCAGAACUACCCUCCCCCCGGGUUCAAUGCCGAGCAAGCUAAGAAGCCGAUCCCGCAAGACCAGACCACGCAGUCACAAUCUACGACUUCCACGACCCAGCCCGCCGAGACACAACCAGCCGUUAGCAAGCCUGCCGGUGUUAUUGCAAAGACAAACCCGGAGGAGCAGAAGUCGGCCGAGAAGAAGAGCGCGAAAAAGUUGACGCUUGGGCAAAAGGUCAAGAAAGAGUUGCAGCACUACUGGGAUGGCACAAAGCUGCUUGCUACUGAGGUCAAGAUUAGUUCGAGGCUGGCAUUGAAGAUGGCCGGUGGUUAUGAGCUCAGUCGCCGAGAGCACCGCCAGCUCCAACGUACCACAAAGGAUCUGGGACGCCUGGUUCCAUUUUCGAUGUUCCUCAUCGUUCCCUUUGCCGAGCUCUUGCUCCCCGUCGCCCUCAAGAUUUUCCCCAACAUGCUCCCCAGCACCUACGAGGGGCAGAAGGCUCGCGACACCAAGGCCUUGAACCUUAGCUCGACUCGCAAGGAAGUUUCUGGGUUCUUACGCAACACCCUACGGGAGACCGGUCUACCUUUAACUGCCAGCACAGUCAAGAACGACGAAUUCACAGACUUUUUCCGCAAAAUCCGCACUACUGGUGAAACGCCCUCAACAGAGGACAUCAUCAAGGUUUGCAAGGUUUUCAAAGAUGAUCUGACCCUUGACAACCUGUCUCGACCCCAGUUGGUUGGUAUUUGCCGCUACAUGAACCUGAACUCCUUCGGUACGGACGCCAUGCUCCGGUACACCAUUCGACACCGGAUGCGUCAGAUCAAGCGUGAUGACCGUGCGAUCUUCUACGAGGGCGUUGAUUCCCUCUCCGUCCCAGAGCUGCAGAUGGCUAGCGCCUCGCGCGGAAUCCGCACACACGGCGUUUCCCCCGCGCGCCUGCGUGAGGAUCUUGGUAUGUGGCUCGAGCUGCGUCUUAAGCAGGGCGUUCCCUCAACUUUGUUGGUCUUGAGCAAUGCCUACCUGUACACGCAGGCUGGCAAGGAGUCUGAGAUGGCAUCACAAAUUGAUGCGCUCAAGUCCGUGCUCUCCAGCAUUCCCGAGGAGUUGUUCCACGAGAUCGAACUCGAGGUCCACAAUGCCGAGGGUGCUGCUACCAACAAGCAACGUCUUGAGGUUAUCAAGGAGCAGGAAGAUCUGAUCGAGGAGGAGAGUAAGCAGAACAGCGAGAACGAAGGCAAGGGUGUUUCUGCGCCUAAGGAUAUCGAGGAUAUUGACGAGAAGGAGGAGGCCAAGAUUGAGGCCGCAGCCGAUGGUGCUAAGCAGUCUGCCGAGGCCAAGGAGGCCAUGGUGGAAGGUGCGCGCGCCGAGAAGAUCCCCGAGUCCAAGGAGGCGAAGAAGAGUGAAGGCUUGUAA
Messenger RNA from Penicillium coprophilum, 1647 nucleotides. RefSeq names its product MRS7 family protein. The transcript is spliced from 3 exons. Lineage: Eukaryota; Fungi; Ascomycota; Eurotiomycetes; Eurotiales; Aspergillaceae. The record is from RefSeq and is a predicted model, not a curated record. Gene Ontology annotation, cellular component: mitochondrial inner membrane. Gene Ontology annotation, molecular function: ribosome binding. Gene Ontology annotation, biological process: intracellular monoatomic cation homeostasis. Bases 1 to 1647 code for a protein of 548 amino acids.